Camellia sinensis is the source of this 1282-nucleotide messenger RNA. It is a transcript of the gene TSO2, whose product is annotated as Ferritin/ribonucleotide reductase-like family protein. The record is from RefSeq and is a predicted model, not a curated record. Gene Ontology annotation, biological process: deoxyribonucleotide biosynthetic process. NCBI's taxonomy places the organism in Eukaryota, Viridiplantae, Streptophyta, Magnoliopsida, Ericales, Theaceae. Gene Ontology annotation, molecular function: oxidoreductase activity.
CCGACCAUGUUCCGACAAGCGCCUCAGCUCAUGGCACGAGCCACCACGGUGGCGAUGAGGUGUCGCUGCCAGUUCUCCACCGACGUCCCGGUGGAAGCUUCUGCGGACUCGACGUUCGUGGAGGCGUGGAGGAAAUUGAUACCUCCCAUUGAACCCCUUCUCGCUCCCAACCCAGAUCGAUUCUGUAUGUUUCCAAUCCAGUACCCACAAAUCUGGGAGAUGUACAAGAAGGCCGAAGCAUCGUUCUGGACUGCCGAGGAGGUCGAUUUAUCACAAGAUCAACGACACUGGGACGAAACUCUAACUGCCGAUGAGAAGCAUUUCAUCACCCACGUCCUCGCUUUCUUCGCCGCCUCUGAUGGAAUUGUAUUGGAGAAUCUCGCCGGAAGGUUCAUGACGGAGGUCCAAGUCGCCGAGGCGAGAGCUUUCUACGGAUUCCAAAUUGCCAUCGAGAACAUUCACUCGGAGAUGUAUAGUCUCUUGCUCGAAUCGUACAUCAAAGACCCGGCCGAGAAGCAUCGUCUCUUCCACGCCAUUGAGACGAUCCCGUGCGUCGAAAAGAAGGCGAAGUGGGCGAUGAAGUGGAUCGACGGUGGAGAAUCGUUCGCGGAGCGAAUCGUGGCGUUUGCUUGCGUCGAAGGGAUCUUCUUCUCCGGCAGUUUCUGCUCGAUCUUCUGGCUCAAAAAACGAGGCUUGAUGCCCGGACUCACCUUCUCGAACGAGUUGAUUUCGCGAGACGAGGGUUUGCACUGCGAUUUCGCUUGCUUGAUCUACGAGUUGCUGACUCAGAAGCUGAGUGAGGAGCGAGUUAAGGGAAUCGUUGCUGAUGCAGUGGAGAUAGAGAGAGAGUUCGUGUGCGACGCUUUGCCGUGUGGACUGGUGGGAAUGAACGGUGGUCUGAUGAGUAAGUAUAUUGAGUUUGUGGCUGAUAGGCUUUUGGGGGCUUUGGGAUAUGGAAAAUUGUAUGAUGCCCAGAACCCAUUUGAUUGGAUGGAGCUGAUUAGUUUGCAAGGGAAGACUAAUUUCUUUGAGAAGAGAGUUGGCGAGUACCAGAAGGCUUCUGUGAUGAAUAGCUUGAAUGGAAAUGGUGGGCUUCAUGUCUUCAAGCUUGAUGAAGAUUUCUAACUAUUUUUUGCAUUUUUUUUGGGUAAUUCUUGUAUUUGUUUUUUUAGAUUGGAAUGUUUGUUCAACUGUGUUUGUUUGUUGGCUGGUCUGAUAUUUGUGUUUAAUCUUCGAAUUAAAUGAAUAUAUAAGGGAAAAGAAAGAAUCUUAAGAAAAUUUU